Dioscorea cayenensis subsp. rotundata (Guinea yam) is the source of this 555-nucleotide messenger RNA. RefSeq lists its product as uncharacterized. The record is from RefSeq and is a predicted model, not a curated record. The coding region runs from base 1 to 555 and encodes 184 amino acids. The transcript is spliced from 3 exons. Lineage: Eukaryota; Viridiplantae; Streptophyta; Magnoliopsida; Dioscoreales; Dioscoreaceae.
AUGGCUAUUAAGAUGGCUUGGCAGCGGAAGGCUGCAGAGCGUUAUCGUGCACUGAUGUGUAGUUUGAGAAAAGGCAAGGAGAAGACCAUGCAUGUGAGUGAUUCUGCAUGGAAAUUAUGGACAGAGGCAUGGAAUUCACCAGAUUUUAAAGCUCGAGUGAAAAAUUUGCUGCAAAUAGGCUCAGUGAGACUGGAGGACAUGGAUGUGCGAUUGAAGCUUGGCCGUGAGCCUUUACCGUAUGAGCUUUUUAAAGUAACGCAUACUAAGAAGGGAGCUUCAGAGCUCAUUGAUGCACGAUCCCAGAGCAUUCAGGAUCGUUAUUUAGAGCUUAUGGAGCAAGCAUCCCAAACACAAGAAGGUCACGGUGAGCCUCCCAUUGUGGAUGAAGCAGCUGUCUAUUAUGAAGCUGUGGGGGGAGAAAAAAAGCGCAGGGUAUACGGAGUAGGAUCACAAGGAUCUGUUUUUUAUCCCCAGAUAUCUCAAAGCUUGUCUACCGGUACAUCAUCAAAGGCAGUAAAUAAUGAGAUUAGAGAGCUGCAGCAGACAGUUGUUUAG